Molecule: messenger RNA, 435 nt
Organism: Coffea eugenioides
Lineage: Eukaryota; Viridiplantae; Streptophyta; Magnoliopsida; Gentianales; Rubiaceae
Exons: 1
Coding region: 1-435 (144 amino acids)
Molecular function (GO): RNA-DNA hybrid ribonuclease activity; nucleic acid binding
Source: RefSeq, a predicted model, not a curated record
AUGAAGCUGAACAUGGAUGCGAGUGUUUGCAACAGCCAAGGUGUGGGGGGAGGCAUGCUUCAGGAUCAUGAAGGGAAGAUCAACUUUGCUUUCUACAAGGACUUCGAGGAGGUUGAUAUUCUAAUAGCUGAGAACUUGGCAUUAUUGCAUGGUCUUCAGUUGUGCUCGAUGAAUUAUAGGGGGAAGUUGCUUGUAGAAGUGGAUUCGGAGUCCCUUGUCACUUUGGUUAAAUCUGGGUGUAUAUCGAAAUGGCCUUUGUGCAAUUUCUUAUGGCAGAUCCAUGCUUUGCUUAAGGACUUGUCCACUUCUAUAGUUCACAUCUUUAGGGAGGCAAACAGUUCGGCAGAUAAAUUGGUUGGAUCAAAAUUGUGGAUAGAGUUGUAUACUACAUCCUUCGCUAAUCUCCCGGGGGAAACUAGGGCUGCAACUUAUUAG